AUGCAGUUCGGAAAAUCAGUCGGAACUGCAUGCAGUUCGUUCGUUAUCACCAAUAUUGACGACAUGUUCGUCUUGGUUACCUUUUUCGCAGAGGCAUCCACCAGCAAAACUAUGACUCCCCUCAGGAUUAUUGUGGGUCAAUACAUUGGAUUCACGGCCAUCAUCACCAUCAGUAUGGUUGGUUUUGGCGUAUCGCUGGUACUUCCCUCUGAACCGAUUGGAUUCCUCGGUCUACUGCCAAUUCUGCUGGGACUCUGGAAUUUGUUCCAACUCCUUUUCCCGAACAAGGUAGAAGAAGCAGAAGAAACAGAAGAAGCAGAGAAAUCCAAUAUUGCUAGCAUGAAGAGCAUACUCAAAGUCUCAAUCAUCACGGUGAUGAAUGGGGGAGACAACAUCGGAACAUACAUACCGCUAUUUUCGCAAGCAAAGGGUGCAGAAAUAGCGGUAUACGUCGUCAUAUUCUACAUUUUGCUUGGAGUGUGGUGUCUUGUUGCAUACCUGGUCAUGAAGCAGAGGCAUAUUCUGCAUGUGGCUCAGAAGUAUGCGAAUGUAGUAGUACCUUUUCUCUACAUUGGCCUUGGCAUAUUCAUCAUCGUCAAGUCAUCCUGCUACCCGUGGUCCAUCGAACGCAUCGACGAUUCAAUCUCCUCACACCCAGGAAAAACCAUCAUGGCCGUUGUGACGACGGUUCUCCUUUUGGUAUGCAUCAGCGCUAUGUUAUGGUUGAAGCUGCGGAAAAAGGCGGCUGUGCCCCAUUCCAAUAAUUCAAGUACGGGUCAUGAAGCAGAAAACUUGAAUGAUAGCACUGCGGUACAGCAAGCCAAGAACUCAGUGUCGGACAACAGCAAGCCGUAA
Messenger RNA from Exserohilum turcica Et28A, 855 nucleotides. RefSeq lists its product as uncharacterized. The record is from RefSeq and is a predicted model, not a curated record. The coding region runs from base 1 to 855 and encodes 284 amino acids. Lineage: Eukaryota; Fungi; Ascomycota; Dothideomycetes; Pleosporales; Pleosporaceae. The transcript has a single exon.